Messenger RNA from Saimiri boliviensis boliviensis (Bolivian squirrel monkey), 2421 nucleotides. RefSeq names its product tripartite motif containing 45 (gene TRIM45). The record is from RefSeq and is a predicted model, not a curated record. Gene Ontology annotation, molecular function: ubiquitin protein ligase activity; zinc ion binding; protein binding. Gene Ontology annotation, cellular component: nucleoplasm. Lineage: Eukaryota; Metazoa; Chordata; Mammalia; Primates; Cebidae.
CUCGCCGGAGUAGAGCGGGCUGGGAUUGGUGCGAGGCGGGGCGAGAGCCCGCGGGCGUCCGGGGCCCAGGCGCGGGGGAGGCGGUCGCCGCCGGGACGCCGGCGGGGGUGCUUCGCGGAGGGAAGGAGCAGGAGCGCUCCUGCCUGGGGCGGGGGCGAGGGCAGGGGCGGCGCUUGUCGCGUGUGGGUCGCGGUGGAGCGGGCGGCGGGAGGGGGGUGGCAGCGGAGGGACCGAGACGGGCAGGGGUGACUGUUGGCAGCAGGACCGGCUGGAGACCUAGGCCUGGAAGCGCCUCCGGGGAGGGUCGGGGGGAGGAGGAGGCCGUGGGCGUGUCUGGUAUGGGAUGCGGUGGAGCGGAGGGGGCCCUCCUGAGCAGAUCCGUGGGUGGUUCCUUGGAGGAAGCCUCCUCUUCCCCUCUGCCUGUUUAUUUGCCAGCGAGGGAGUCCCCAUGGUCUCUGUUCAAGUUCUGGAAACUUUCUCUUUGGGUGGGCUUAAUCACCUGCGACUUCGUCGUAGAACUGCCCGGGGUCUUUUCUGAUAUUGGUCACAAACGUGGGGAGUAUGUCAGAAAACAGGAAGCCGCUGCUGGGCUUUGUAAGCAAACUCCCCGGUGGGAGUGCACUUGGGAACUCAGGCAAGACUCACUGCCCCUUGUGCAGGGGGCUUUUCAGAGCCCCCAGGCUCUUGCCUUGUUUGCAUACAGUUUGCACCACGUGUCUGGAGCAGCUGGAGCCCUUCUCAGUAGUGGACCUCAGAGGGGGAGACUCCGACACAAGCUCUGAGGGGUCAGUAUUCCAGGAACUCAAACCACGAAGUCUGCAGUCGCAGAUCGGCAUCCUCUGUCCGGUAUGUGAUGCUCAGGUGGACCUGCCCAUGGGUGGAGUGAAGGCUUUAACCAUAGACCACCUGGCCGUGAAUGAUGUGAUGCUGGAGAGCCUGCGUGGGGAAGGCCAGGGCCUGGUGUGUGACCUGUGCAACGACAGGGAAGUAGAGAAGAGGUGUCAGACCUGCAAAGCCAAUCUCUGCCACUUCUGCUGCCAGGCUCAUAGGCGGCAGAAGAAAACGACUCACCAUACCAUGGUGGACCUAAAAGACCUGAAAGGCUACAGCCAGAUUGGGAAGCCCAUCCUCUGUCCUGCCCACCCUGCGGAGGAACUGAGGCUGUUCUGUGAGUUCUGUGACCAGCCCGUGUGCCGGGAUUGCGUGGUGGGGGCGCAUCGAGAACACCCCUAUGACUUCACCAGCAAUGUCAUCCACAAGCAUGGGGACUCCGUGCGGGAGCUCCUCAAAGGUACUCAGCCCCACGUGGAAGCCCUGGAGGAGGCCCUGGCUCAGAUCAGGACGAUGAACAGUGCCCUCCAGAAGCGAGUGGAGGUAGUGGCAGCUGACGUCCGGACAUUCUCAGAGGGCUACAUUAAGGCCAUUGAGGAGCAUCGGGACAAGCUGCUGAAGCAGCUGGAAGACAUACGGGUCCAGAAGGAAAAUUCCCUGCAGCUGCAGAAGGCCCAGCUGGAACAGUUACUGGCAGACAUGCGGACUGGUGUGGAGUUCACCGAGCACUUGCUGACCAGUGGCUCAGACUUGGAGAUCCUCAUCACCAAGGGGGUGGUAGUAGAACGGCUCAGGAAGCUGAACAAAGUGGAAUAUAGCACCCGCCCUGGAGUAAAUGAUAAGAUACGCUUCUGUCCUCAGGAGAAAGCAGGCCAGUGCCAUGGCUACAUGAUUUAUGGGACCAUUAAUACCAAAGAGGUUGAUCCAGGCAAAUGUGUCCUACAAGGAGAAGAUCUCCACAGAGCCCGGGAGAAGCAGCCAGCCUCUUUCACCCUGCUUUGCAAGGAUGCCGCAGGAGAAAUCAUGGGCAGGGGAGGAGACAACAUUCAAGUUGCCGUUGUCCCUAAUGACAAGAAAGACAGCCCAAUCAGAACGAUGGUCCGGGAUAACAAGGAUGGGACAUACUACAUUUCCUACACCCCCAAGGAACCUGGCGUCUAUACUGUGUGGGUCUGCGUCAAGGAGCAGCAUGUACAGGGGUCACCAUUCACUGUGACCGUGAGGAGAAAGCACCGCCCACACCCAGGCGUGUUUCACUGCUGCACCUUCUGCUCCAGUGGAGGCCAGAAAACUGCUCGCUGUGCCUGUGGAGGCACCAUGCCAGGUGGGUACCUAGGCUGUGGCCAUGGACACAAAGGCCACCCAGGUCGUCCCCACUGGUCCUGCUGUGGGAAGUUUAAUGAGAAGUCUGAAUGCACGUGGACGGGUGGGCAGAGCGCACCGAGGAGUCUACUUAGGACUGUGGCACUCUGAUGGGUUUGUGCUCAGCCUGUUAACGCUGCAGUCAGCACCACUUGAGAUUUCCAGAGGACCCAGACCUUUGUUCAUUCUAAAGAGACUGAUAAAAUUAAAAACAAAGUGCCUUCUCUU